CCUGUCCUUAGCUGUUCUGGGUUGCAGAGGGAAAAGGUUAAUGCGCAGGAAGGGGGAGCGAGAAAAUCGCCUCUUUUUAACGCAUAAUUCAAUCGUUUUCGUCGACUUUUAAUUGCGGAAUUGUUCGAUCUCCGGAUGGAUUUCUCUAUAUUGUAAAGUUCUAUGUAACCCGUGCAAUUUUGUUGCAUUGGGGCUCUGCGCACAAAAGCAACGCGAACUCUCGUUGCUGCGGACACCGAAGGCCGUGGGUCAUUUGGCUCGUUGGGUUUUUGCCGAUUAUCUAUUUAAAUGUUCGCAAAGGAGAGAAGAUUGAAAAGGAGAAAAUCCGGUGUGUCUCUUUCUUAUUAGAGGAAUAUGUUUGCUUCCUGGCUGACUUUUGCACUUCUUUUGGUAACUUUUUGUGCAGGACCCAGCCAUGGAGAGGUGGAGACCCGAGAGUGUUUAUACUAUAACAUCAACUGGGAGAUUGAGAAGACCAACCAGAGUGGUGUGGAGCGCUGCGAGGGCGAGAAAGACAAGCGCUUGCACUGCUACGCCUCCUGGAGAAACAACUCGGGCACCAUUGAGCUGGUGAAGAAGGGCUGCUGGCUGGAUGACUUCAACUGCUAUGACAGGCAAGACUGUGUGGCCACAGAAGAGAACCCCCAAGUCUUCUUCUGCUGUUGUGAGGGAAAUUUCUGCAAUGAGAGAUUCACUCAUCUUCCUGAUGUGAAUGGACCAGUGAUUGCGACCCCUCCCCCAGUGCCCUCUCUGCUCAGUGUGUUGGUAUACUCUCUGUUGCCUAUCACUAUGCUAUCCAUGGCUCUGCUACUGGCCUUCUGGAUGUACCGCCAUCGCAAGCCGCCCUAUGGACACGUUGACAUCAAUGAACAGGAUCCUGGCCCAGCACCUCCUUCACCCCUGGUCGGACUGAAACCUUUGCAGUUGCUGGAGAUUAAAGCCAGGGGUCGUUUUGGCUGUGUGUGGAAGGCACAGCUGAUGAAUGAGUAUGUUGCUGUGAAGAUCUUUCCCAUUCAGGACAAGCAGUCAUGGCAGAACGAGAGGGAUAUGUUGACCAUGCCAGGGAUGAAACAUGAGAAUUUACUGCGCUACAUCGCUGCGGAGAAGAGGGGCACGAACCUGGAGGCGGAGCUUUGGCUCAUCACGGAAUUCCACGAGAGGGGUUCCCUGACAGACUAUCUGAAAGGCAACGUGGUGAGUUGGAAUGAACUGUGUCACAUUGCUGAGACCAUGGCGUGUGGUCUAGCAUACCUACAUGAGGAUGUACCUCGAUACAAAGGAGAAGGCCCCAAACCUGCUGUCGCUCACAGGGACUUUAAAAGUAAGAACGUGAUGCUGAAGACAGAUCUGACAGCAGUCAUUGGAGACUUUGGUCUAGCCGUGUGUUUUGAGCCGGGGAAACCUCCUGGGGACACACACGGCCAGGUUGGCACACGGAGGUAUAUGGCACCAGAGGUGCUUGAGGGAGCCAUUAACUUCCAGCGGGACGCCUUCCUCAGGAUAGACAUGUACGCCAUGGGUCUCGUGCUCUGGGAACUGGUGUCACGCUGCAAGGCAGCCGAUGGCCCUGUGGAUGAGUACAUGCUCCCCUUUGAGGAGGAGAUUGGGCAGCAUCCAUCUCUGGAGGAUCUCCAGGAGGUUGUGGUCCACAAGAAGAUGCGGCCAGUCUUUAAGGACUGGUGGCUGAAGCAUUCUGGUUUGGAGCAGAUGUGUGAGACCAUAGAGGAAUGCUGGGACCACGACGCUGAGGCCCGUCUCUCGGCCGGCUGUGUCGAGGAGCGCAUCUCCCAGAUCCGACGGCUCACUAGUGCCACUACCUCGGACUGCCUGGUAUCCAUGGUGACAUCUGUCACCAACGUGGACUUGCCACCCAAAGAGUCCAGUAUCUGAGUCCCACUGCGACGCAGACAACUUAACAAAACAUACAAACGGGAAAAAAAAACCCAAGCAAGCAAACAAAACGACCCUCGUCUUUCCAGACUCAGCGGAUCUCAGACAACAACGUGAAUG
Molecule: messenger RNA, 2010 nt
Organism: Chanos chanos (milkfish)
Lineage: Eukaryota; Metazoa; Chordata; Actinopteri; Gonorynchiformes; Chanidae
Gene: acvr2ba
Product: activin A receptor type 2Ba
Exons: 11
Coding region: 355-1890 (511 amino acids)
Biological process (GO): cellular response to growth factor stimulus; protein phosphorylation; activin receptor signaling pathway
Cellular component (GO): activin receptor complex; plasma membrane
Molecular function (GO): ATP binding; activin receptor activity; activin binding
Source: RefSeq, a predicted model, not a curated record